AUGAGUGAAAGACAAUCCAAAUCAGUGCAAGAUAGACACGAGCGCAUGCUGAAUGAGAUCGUUAAGAAUCCUAGCAACGAGCACUGUGCUGACUGUGGCGCUAAAAACCCUCGAUGGGCUUCUUACUCCCUCGGUGUAUUUUUGUGUAUUCGUUGUGCCGGUAUUCAUCGUAAAAUGGGAACACACAUCUCCAAAGUGAAAUCCAUCACCAUGGACCAAUGGACAAGUGAGCAGAUUGAGAUGAUGCGCACAUCAGGAGGAAACAUUGCAGUGAAUAGUAAAAUCAACCCCAACCCUGGUAACAAUCCACGCCCACUAGCUCAAGAUGAUGAACAUGCUAUGGAGAGAUAUAUCAGAGCAAAAUGGGAAAAACGUGCUUUCUUGGCCGAGAAUAAUAGAAUGGCACCUUUACCCAAGACACCCAUCUCUGUUCCAGCUGUUGCUAGACUACAAGCACUGCCCAAGAGAUCAUCGUCUGUGCCUAUCCUUGCAGCUUCUACGAGCAACAAUUCCAACAAUGUAUUGGCUUUAAAUCAACUGCGUGAAAUGGGAUUCAAGGAUGAGACCAAGAACCAGCAAAUCUUGUUGCAAACCCAAGGUAGUAUUGAAGCUGCUAUUGAAAUACUAUCAAGGUCGACAGUGCCAUCAUCAUCACCAUCACCAGCAAUGGCUCCACAGCAACAGCAAUUCAUGACAAUUGAUCAAAAAGUGGAACAGUUGAUGAAAUUGGGGUUUGUGGAUAGAAACAGUAAUAUGGAUGCUCUUCGUCGCUCGGGCGGUAAUAUGGACAUUGCCAUGACCAUUUUGAACGAAACAAAAAAUACCUUGCAGCAACAACAACAUCACCAAGAACCAUUUAGAUCAAACUCUGUACCCGUAUUAGGCAAUCAAUUGCUGAUAGAUGUGGAUUCGACACCUGCUACUACUACUACUACUACUACUACUACUAGUGCAAUGAGUAAUCCAUUUGCAAUGCAGCAGCAACCUCUUCAAAUUCAAUAUACAAUGCAGCAACCACAGCAGCAGCAGUCUUUCAUGUACCAACAACAGCAACAGCAGCAACCACAGUCAAUUGUGCAAAACAAUGUGUUUAGUAACCCUUUUGGAUUAACAGCGACAUCUACAUCUACUAUCGCCACCACAGCGAAUGCCACUACGCCUAAUUUAUCGUUUAAUCAAGCCAGCAUGGUGCAACAACCCAUACAACAACAGCAACAGCAAGCUAAUUUCUCUAAUCCAUUUUCUCAAAUGACGCCAAUGACUAGUUCGCCUUACACUAUCAACAAUAAUACCUCUUACUUUAUGCCAACGUCUACUACCCAGCCUCAGCAGCAGUCAUUCUUCAAUCAACAGCAACCUCAACCACAGCCGCUAUUCAUGCAGCAGCAACAGCCUCAGCAACAAUACCAAUACCAACAGCAGCAGCAGACAAUGAACCCUUGGUCAUCUUCCGCUGGCACACCAAACACUUUGUUUUAA
Messenger RNA from Mucor velutinosus, 1479 nucleotides. It is a transcript of the gene RLR1, whose product is annotated as THO2 plays a role in transcriptional elongation. The transcript has 6 exons. Gene Ontology annotation, cellular component: cytoplasm. Bases 1 to 1479 code for a protein of 492 amino acids. Lineage: Eukaryota; Fungi; Mucoromycota; Mucoromycetes; Mucorales; Mucoraceae. The record is from RefSeq and is a predicted model, not a curated record. Gene Ontology annotation, molecular function: GTPase activator activity; protein binding.